AUGCGACGUGGGUGGACAGCAGCAUGUGGUGCAUCAUGUUGUAUUGUCGAAUUUGUUGGCGACUGGGCAACGGAUUCACCCUUUGAGCUCCCUGAGGAAUUUCAUUAUCUCUGUAAUUUCUCAGCUCACAAGGUUGCUUUUACUGCCUUCAAUGCUCCCAGGCUUGGCAGUUUAACACUCCAGUAUUAUUGCAAUGAUGACGAUAUCGACGAUUAUGUUCCUAUUCUCCCGGUUAGCUUGGACUUGUCAUUUAUUCAUACUCUUUGUUUGGAUUUCAAUUUCAAGCCUUUCAAGCUUUUUGCCAGCGAACUUACUAGAUGGGGACCUGAACUAAAUGUGGAAUGCGUGGAGUUAUACGAUGUCAAUGUUCUUUAUGAUGAUGACUUCUCUUCAUUUAUUCAUUCAUUACUAAUAUGUCCGAAAUUACGCAAGCUUGACAUAUAUCAUUUAUACUUUUAUGCAGAAAUCUCUAGAUCUAUACUUUGGGAGGAACUUCAAAGUGCAGCUAAAGUGCUUAAAAUGCUUCACACUUUUAAGCUUAGAUUAUUCAAUGGGUCAAGGUUUGAAUUGCAAUUCAUCGAGGUGCUACUUGCUUGCUUUCCCGCACUUGAAAAGGUUGUCAUUAUUCGCCAUAUGGAGUUUGAUUCCAAUGAGGAGUUUGAAAUCAUGCAAAAGUUUUUUCAUUUUCCUCGUGCAUCAAAGAAAGCAAAAAUUGUUUACAUAUAAGCAUCUUAUUAUAUUUUUGUUGAAUUAAUAUAUGCAUCUCCUUGAUUCACUCUUUGAGUUCAAUAUUUUGUAAUGUACUAAUGGUUAACUCGAGUAUCCUUACUAGUUGAAUCUUCGAGAACACUACCCUUUUUUGGUUUUGAAUUAA
Molecule: messenger RNA, 874 nt
Organism: Ipomoea nil (Japanese morning glory)
Lineage: Eukaryota; Viridiplantae; Streptophyta; Magnoliopsida; Solanales; Convolvulaceae
Exons: 5
Coding region: 1-726 (241 amino acids)
Source: RefSeq, a predicted model, not a curated record